CCCCAUCUUUAUCUGGCUGGACGGGUUAGAGGCCGCUGUAGAGGUGAGAAACCCUUAGGUAGGAAACCGUUCGACCUUCGGAGAACUUUUCAAGGUUCCUAUAUAACUCGGCGAAAACGCGAUCGCUCAGGUUUUCAACAGGGAAGAAUACCUCUCCACUCAAGAGAGGUAAGCUGCAUAUUCGAAUCAGAAGGAAACAUGAUGAGAGGAAGUUCUAAAUUAGCUCUUUUAGUGGUGUUGGUAGUGUGCGGCGGAACUUUGAUUUCAGCUGCCAGUGACAAUGAAACGAUUCCUGAAGAACAUGAAGAGACUUUUGAGGAAUUGGAGAAGAAAAUUAAAACGAGUAUGGGAAAUUUGGUGAAGAUGGCCCUGCCUCAUCUAAUGAGAGGGUCUUCGGAUGCUAAAGUUUCUGGCCCGUGUUCGGCGAGUAUUAUAAAGCUAAUUGGUGGAUUACGGCAGAUUAGAGAGUGGGCAAUGAGAUUUGUUGAUGCUACCGGAAAAAUUCCUCCCGGUGUACUGGAAGGGACAUCGCUUUCGAUGGGGGACUUCGAUGAAUGUUUGGACAUUUCAGUCGGUAAGAAGGACGAAAUUCCUGUCCCAGAAGAUCAGGCCAUCUUCAGAGGACAAUAUUGCUUGUUGGAAUUCCACAGACCCGAAGCUAUUAACAAAGCCAUUGAAGAUUACGAAAAUGGGAACAAAGAUACACCUAUCGCCAAAACAAAGACGUUUCUCAACCUGUUUGUAAGAUACAAACAUUUAACUAACUCUACAAUGAAGGUUGGGUUAUGUAUUCCUUCAAAAUGCUCACAAGAUGAUGUGCAAAGUAUAAUGAAUUCAGAGUCUCUCAAGCAAUACAUUGGGAAAGUGAGUGUUUCCUAUUGCGAAAAGAAAAAUGAAAGCCAUACUGGAACGGAGCAGAUAGUUUUAAUGUGUGUUUUCGGUUUUAUUUUGUGUUGUCUGUUCUUGGGUACUAUCGCUGAUGCAUUCUUGCGUUUACGAAAGGAUUCUCAAGAUUUAAUAUCAGAAAAAUCAAAUUUUAUCCGUAUCAUCAUCCAGAAAACAUCUCUUUAUGGGAAUGCCAUUAAUGUUUUAAGCACCAAAAGGAAAUCGAAUGGCUUGGAAUGCCUCCAUGGUCUUCGAACGAUUAUUGUGAUGCUUAUCAUUUAUAGUCAUACCUAUGGUUAUCUUCAUAUUUUGCAUUUCCAAAAAUAUUCGAAAGCAGCCAAUUUCUUAAGAUUCUUCGACAGUUUCACAUUUUCUGGAAUUGGAAAUGGAUCUGUAGCAUUAGAUUCCUUGAUUUUCGUAUCAGCUGUAACAAUUACAUAUCAAAGGUGGAGAUUUGCAUCUAAAGAAAAUAAAGUCAACUUAGGAAUUUUUAAACUGCUCUUACAUCGUUUUCUCAGAAUGUCUGCAGCUCAAAUAGUGGCUAUAUCUUUCUUUCUGCUGCUCCCGGCCUUUGGUUCUGGACCAAUCUGGACUGCUUACAUGACCCCCAUUCUGAAUAACUGCAGGCAAAGGUGGUGGCUGAACCUUCUUUAUAUCAGCAACUUUUGGGAACAUACCGACGUGUGUUUAUAUCAUUCUUGGAUACUGUCACUCAUAAUGCAGCUGACAAUUCUCGGUGCCUUUUCCAUAUGGAUUCUUAAAAAAUCUAGACGAUUCGGCCUUUUCUUCAUUAUUCUGCUAAUAAUUUCCGGAAUCAUAUUUGUUGCUAUUAUGACUGUUAUUCACAAUCUUCCAGGAAGUUUAGCCUUUUAUAUGAUGGAUAAAAGGACAUUCCCCAUUGCAUGGAGAGAUGUUUUUACGAAGCCAUUUGAUCACGUGGGACCUUUUUGCAUUGGACUUUUGACUGGUUAUUUCCUAGCUGUAAAAAGAGAUAGACUGGAAAUUUCAAGGGUUGCUUCAGUUAUCCUGUGGUGUUCCUCUAUAGUCUGUACCACAUCUGUCAUGUUCGGACUCUACAGUUAUAGGAAUGGUCAAAAGAUGGAAACACCAUUGGCAACGUUUUAUGCAAUCAUGCAUAGAAACGUCUGGUGUAUUGGAAUCGCCUGGAUGGUCAUAGCUUGUACCACUCACCAUGGAGGACCAAUAUCCCGAGUGCUGAAAUCUAAACCAUUUAUUCCUUUGGAUCGUUUGUGCUAUAUGGCUUACCUGAUACACCUUCCUAUUAUGCAUUACCGAAGCGCAUCUAUACGUGAAAGAUGGUACAUGGGACAUUUGGAAAUUUUGUUCAUGGCUACAAGUUACAUUGUGAUGUCUUUUAUCAUAUCCUUCAUUUUAACUGUUAUAUUUGCUGAGCCUUACUUUGCUAUAGAAAAGCACAUAUUUUCUUAUUUCUGUGCCAAAGACAAAGUUAAUUUCCAGUCGAAAACUGAUCUGAAAGAGGUACCAAUACCUAGCAUUAUAACAGAACCCAAAGCCACUACCACGCAAAAUGGAUGUAUCAACCUAGGAUAUUCCCAAAAGAACGAUUUAUUUUAACUGAAUCAAAUAUUAUUUUAUAAAAGUCAUUUGAUCGUAUUGAAUUGCAUACUAGGUUGAUGAAAAUACUGAAGCAAUCAGCUUUGCAAUUGAUAAAAGCAAUUAUUGCUUCGAUGAGUCGAAAUAAUAUAAAGACUGCAUCAGAUUGAAACAAGUAAACUGAUUUUCCAAUUGCCAGUUAAGAAAUAGCCAACUCUUGUCUGCAGCAGUUGUAGGAACAAACUGGAUUCCAUUCAAAUGUGCAAUCAAAUGCUAUAUUUUCGAAUUACUAUUGUCUGCAUGAAAGUACCAAAAUGUAUGAAGAAUUUCACAUCGAGUUUACUUUCUUGAGUGUAGUACAGCAAAAAAAGACCAAUGAAUUUUUGCAUUGAUACAGAAUACAGUCGAAUUGCAUCUUCAUCAUUUCCGAUAAACUGAAAAAUAAAUGUUAUUCUUCUUUUUGCAUAAAAUCUGCAAAGCUGGGAGUUUGAAAAACAUAUGGUUUGAUGGAAACAAAUUUUAACGGUUUUUGUAGAAUUUUAAUGCAUAAUUCAUUUUAAUAUCUGUGAUAGACAUUAAAAAACUGACUAUUUGUGAACGAUAAAUCUGCUGGUUGACACUGGAACGAAGUAAAUAAUCGUUUCUGCCUUUAAAAAACUACGUACAAAUGUGUAAAUCAAAACUAUUAAUUGUUACACAGUUUUUCCCUUUUUGUAUUAUUAUGGAAAGAUUGAGAAAAUCGUUUGCUUUUUGCUGCAAACAAUUAUAUGAAAAAAAUCAGUUUAUUAAAUGUGUAUAAAUGUGAAAGAGUGUCGGAUGUGUGUGUCUAAUGAAACAAACAACUAUGGAAAAAAAAGAAAAUCACUGUACUUUUAAAUAUAUCAUUGAUGAAUGUAUUAUAUAAAAUAUUAUUACAUUAAAUAUAUCAUUGUUAUAUAUGUCAGUAAAACUGUAUAUUUAUUAAAUUCAUAUUUUUCCAGAAAGAAAAUUGCUUGAAAUAAGUAUUUUAAUUUUUUUAAAUGAAGGAUUUACUCUUGUACGUGAAAAUUUUAUAUUACAUAUUAAAUAUAUUUUCUUGCUUUUCACGACUAGAAAAAAUAUAUAGAGUAUUAUUUAUCAUUGGCAAUUGUUUAUACAAUCUCUGAGAGUUAACUGUAUUUCGCAUAAAUGCAAUAUUAUAUGAUGAGUUGAUUAUUCUCUUGGGUUUCACAACCAACUUAAUCUGUCAACCUGACUUUUUUUUUUUUGAAAAUAAAUUUGUUGUCACAAAAAAUAGCUUGCAUCAAUUCUGAAAGCAGCUUUACAUGAGCGUAGCAAAGUCAGGUAAUUUUUAAAACCCUCAUCUUAAUGCCAUUAUUGGUAUAUGUGGCAUUGAAAGGCAUUAGAAAUUUAAAAUUUUCUCCCUGUGUUGAUAAAUUUGUUACAUUGAACUAGUUAUGAUAUUACUAACAAAAACUUAAAAGAAUUAAUAAUAGACUUUAUCCUUAAUCAAUUUAUUAAAAGAAAUGCUACAGUUAUAUCAAAUUUUUAGUUUAUUUUAAACACAUCUUUUGACAGUUUACGUUUAGAAAUUCUAAAUUAACAUUUCAUAAAUUGCUACGAAAUGAUUCAUAAAAGUAAAGAAUUUUAGAAGCUUUCCUAAAAACCAGAAAAUACAUAAUG
Argiope bruennichi is the source of this 4122-nucleotide messenger RNA. RefSeq names its product nose resistant to fluoxetine protein 6-like. Gene Ontology annotation, molecular function: acyltransferase activity, transferring groups other than amino-acyl groups. NCBI's taxonomy places the organism in Eukaryota, Metazoa, Arthropoda, Arachnida, Araneae, Araneidae. The transcript is spliced from 15 exons. Bases 199 to 2481 code for a protein of 760 amino acids. The record is from RefSeq and is a predicted model, not a curated record.